Maudiozyma barnettii is the source of this 705-nucleotide messenger RNA. It is a transcript of the gene CBT1, whose product is annotated as Cbt1p. The coding region runs from base 1 to 705 and encodes 234 amino acids. The transcript has a single exon. The record is from RefSeq and is a predicted model, not a curated record. NCBI's taxonomy places the organism in Eukaryota, Fungi, Ascomycota, Saccharomycetes, Saccharomycetales, Saccharomycetaceae.
AUGAGAUUACCAUGGAAGGCCCCUUGGCUACUGAAGAAGUAUCCACCUGAACCAAACAAGAAGUCCUUUGCUCAAUUAGAGCGUACUGUAAUGAAUCAAUACCUUACCGCUGAAUAUAAUAAAUUGUUAUCUAAUUACAACGUUUUUUACUUGUACCAUUUGAGUAAACCUAACAAUGAUCAACAAAUCGAUAGAAAAUUCCUAUGGGAGGCACAUAAGGAGUCCUUAAAUGGAAAAGUAUUGCUACUAAAAGAUCCAUUAAGUAAAGCAAACUUUCGUCCAUGUUUAGAUCCAAAACUAACCUCUAAACAAAUAUUACAUUGGAAAGGGAACACGCACAUCGGAUUUCAAUCAAUAUCAACAUUAAAUCAAUUAUUGUUGAAUGAAAAAUGGACCAAAUUCACAUAUGCUGAUAAUGUUAUUGAACCAUAUGGUAUUGGUAUACGGCUUGACGGACCUCAAAAUAUAGACGGUCUGAAUGAAAUAGAACCAAUACUUGAAGAGACACAUAAUAUGUAUAAGAAUCUUGAUUACAAAGGUUUAUUAGCUAUAGCCAAGAAACGUAAGGAUAAUUCAAAUUCAACAUUAUCCUCUGGCAAGACCGUUGCAAGAGAGUUUCUCGAGUUGCUCGCAAAUAUUAGAAUCACCAACCCUACUAUGACGUCAAACUCUCAGUGGUUGCUAUUCACCAGCAAUAGUCACUAA